Messenger RNA from Trifolium pratense (red clover), 625 nucleotides. RefSeq lists its product as uncharacterized. The record is from RefSeq and is a predicted model, not a curated record. Lineage: Eukaryota; Viridiplantae; Streptophyta; Magnoliopsida; Fabales; Fabaceae. The transcript has a single exon. The coding region runs from base 211 to 429 and encodes 72 amino acids.
AAACUGAUCCCAUAAAAUUAGAUAUUUCCCACCAAACUUCUCCAAUCUCUUAUCUCUUACGUUUCAUAAUUGUAUUCCCUAUGUGUCACACACAUAUAUAAAUACACAUAAGGUUAUAUCUCUAGGUAUGUGUUAUAUUAUAUCAAAGGUUAAUUUGCUAGGAAACUUUGUGUGAAGAAAAAUAUUGAGAAAUUUCCUUUGAGUAAGAACAUGAAGAGCAUGAAGAUUAACAACAAAGUUGAAAGCUUUGGACAAAAGGGUAUCCCAAUUCAUAGUCAAAUUAUGAAGAUAAAGCAAGAAUCAGAGAAAAUCUUUGAUUGGUCAUCUGAUCAACCUGAGAUAAGACCUGUUCUAAGGGAGAUUUCGCGGCGAAUUUCCCGGUCACCGUUGGGAAUUUCCGGCCAACCCAUUUCAGUUGGUGAUUCGUAGAGUUUGAUUAUGAUUUAAGGUUUUAGAUUAGUGUUUUGAUGAUGAUGUAUGGAGAUUAUUGAGGGAGGAUUUGUAUGUUUCCCCUGUUUCUGUCUCUCUGUUUUUUAAUCAGAGAUGUUUAGAUAUAUUCUCUAUUUCUUUUUUUAUCUUUUUGUAAAUAUUAAUAAUAUUUUUAUUGAAUAUGUAUAUUUUCAUA